This is a messenger RNA of Aspergillus tanneri, 1527 nucleotides long. RefSeq lists its product as uncharacterized. The coding region runs from base 1 to 1527 and encodes 508 amino acids. The transcript is spliced from 2 exons. The record is from RefSeq and is a predicted model, not a curated record. NCBI's taxonomy places the organism in Eukaryota, Fungi, Ascomycota, Eurotiomycetes, Eurotiales, Aspergillaceae.
AUGGUUCUCCGAUCAGCCAACUCCCCAUUUACCCCCGAAUUCGACCGUCUGGUCCAGGAACAGCUGGAAAAAUGGAAGGUUCCCGGCAUCACCAUUGCAGUCGUCCACAGAUCCAGCACUUACUCCAAGGCCUACGGCAUUGCCGAGUUCCCCACAAAGAAGAUGACGACCGACUCCCUCUUCUCCACCUGCAGCACCACCAAAGCUUUCACGGCUGCGGCAGUAUCUCUGGCAAUAGACGAACGGAAAUCAUCCUCCUCCCCCAUCAACUGGGACACGCCCAUAUCGUCCUUGAUCAGAGAUGACUUUAUCCUCGCAGAUGACCACACCACUUGCAACACCACAAUCGAAGACGCUUUAUCCCAUCGAUCCGGGCUCCCGACCCACGUAUAUGCCACUCUCCUGGCCAACCCGAAUGAAACCUUACGCCAUGCAGUUCGGAACCUCAGACAUCUCCCGCUUGCGUGUGCACCGAGGACAACCUUCGCCUACAGUAACCAGAUGUACAUGGCCAUCUCGCAUGUCCUCGAGCAAAUCAACGGCGAAAGUCUCGGCACGACACUCCAGAAACAGAUCUGGACCCCACUCGCCAUGCAUGAUACGUAUUUUGAUGUCCAAGCCGUCAGUCGAGACCCAUCGACGGCACCCAGACUAGUUCGCGGCUACACCUGGGCCCCGGAAGCAGAACAGUACGUCAGUGAGCCCUACCUCGAUUAUGCCGCGAUGACGGGCGCAAGUGCAAUGGUCAGCACGGUCCUGGACUACACUAAAUGGUUGAGAGCGAUGAUUUACCGAACCGGUCCGAUUUCGACGGAGGGCCAUGCGGCCCUUCUUCAUCCUCGAUCUAUCAUUUCAAACACUGAUGAUAUCGUGGCUCCAAAGGCCCCGUAUCAUCUGUACGCUCUCGGAUGGUUCAUAGACCAGAUUGACGGCGAGCAGCUGUAUUGGCACAGUGGGAGCUGGCCUGGGUUCGGAAUCAUGGUGGGGUUUAUCCCGGACAAGCAGUGGGGGUUUGCCAUGAUGGGGAACGCAACCUCUGCGAGAAACGUGGCGCAGGAGCUAUAUCUCUACCUGAUUGAUCAGCUGGGAGUAAACCAUACUCCCAAGGAUGGAGAGAGAGUGACCAUCAAACAGGAGACGACGCAGAAAAAUACUGGGCUAGACCGCUCCGACGACACGAAGAAGAAACUCUACCCUUGUCUCCCUGAUCCUCCUAUUCCCCAUUCUCUACCUCUGCAUCAAUACGCCGGUAUCUACAGCCAUCCCGCAUACGGUCCGAUUCCCCUGGUCUUGGACGAACAGCUGAGCGCAGAUCUCUCGGACCGCGCCGAAAAGCUACGUCUUGCGCUGCAGCAUGCAAGCGGCGAAUUUUUCAUCGGAUUCCUGUAUUCUCCAGGGAACGGAAGUGCCUCGCGUGAGGGUUUCAGGGUGGAAUUCGUUAUUGAUUCAACGGGGACAGCCCAGAAAAUCGGAAUAGAAUUAGAGCCUGCAUUGCGUGAGAAGAUUUGGUUUGAGCGCAUAGAUUAG